GAGAGGACGGGGUAGCAAGCAGUGGGAGGGCCGAAGUGAAAGAGGCAAAGGCAGGCAAACAGUUUACAUCAUUAUUCCAGAAAGAUCCACCACUGGCUCGUGUGCCAGGGGCCGUCGGUGUUGCUCUAUUUAAGUGCGCACGCAGAAGAGGCAGCAGUUUUCUGAGUGCUGCUAAGACCCAGACACAAAAUGGACAUCGCCAUCCAGCAUCCCUGGUUCCGGCGCUCCUUCUGGCCAUCCCUCUUUCCCAGCCGGAUCUUUGAGCAGCACUUUGGGGACCCCAUCUCUGAGGCCGAAAUGAUUCCCUCACUGUACUACCCACGACCUUCCUUUUUCCGCUGGCCAAGCUGGGUGGACAGCAGCCUUUCUGAGAUGAAAAUGGAAAAGGACCGUUUCUCCCUAAAUCUGGAUGUCAAACAAUUUCAACCAGAGGAGCUGUCAGUGAAAAUCAAUGGGGAUUUCAUUGAAAUUCACGCUAAACACGAGGAUCGUCAGGACGAUCACGGUUUUAUCUCACGGGAGUUUCUAAGAAAAUACCGUGUCCCUGCUGGUACGGAUCCAGCCUCUGUCACUUCCUCCCUGUCUUCUGAUGGCGUUCUGACCGUGACAGCCCCUCGCAAGCACACAGAGGGCCCGGAGCGCACCAUUCCCAUCACCCGUGAAGACAAGCCCGCCGUGGCUGGGUCUCAGAAGAAGUAAAGCUGCUAGACUUCCAUGUUUCAACUUUAUGUCCCGUGUCUUCCUCCUGCUACAUUACAAGGGAAUAACUUAUUAGCCCAACAUUUCCUGACAAGCCCAAACUUGUUGUCUUUGCUACAGCGCCUAGAGAAGAAAAAUAAGUUAUUAGGUCGAAAACUCCAUCAGCGUCAAACUAACUGAACACAAGCUCUAAAUGAUAAAUGUUACCAUAGAAAUACACUUUUACAAUAAAGUAUUGUUUUCUGUUGAUGCCACCAAACAAAGGGGCUUCUGUAUAUCUUGCAGCUUGACAGCAAGACAAAGUAUUUGAGUGUAGGAGUAUUUUUCCCCGGCAUUUUUUUUUAUGACAAAGACAAAAAUGGGCCAUUGAACUCAGCUGAAUCAGAUGGCAAAUUACGCCACAGUCUCUUAUUAUUAAUGCUGGAAUUUGCAGAAGAGUCAGAAUAAGGUCCUAUUAGUCAGCGUUACUUAAUGCAAUAACUUACAUUAACUUAACAUGAGCAAUAUAUUUCUUACAGUAUUUAUUCAUCUUUGUUAAUGUUAAUGAUAGUUAAUAAAAAUACAACUGU
Sinocyclocheilus grahami is the source of this 1268-nucleotide messenger RNA. Its product is annotated as alpha-crystallin B chain-like. Gene Ontology annotation, molecular function: structural constituent of eye lens. Lineage: Eukaryota; Metazoa; Chordata; Actinopteri; Cypriniformes; Cyprinidae. The record is from RefSeq and is a predicted model, not a curated record. Bases 190 to 699 code for a protein of 169 amino acids. The transcript is spliced from 3 exons. Gene Ontology annotation, cellular component: cytoplasm; nucleus. Gene Ontology annotation, biological process: negative regulation of apoptotic process; response to heat; protein refolding.